CGCCCUGACGAGGGCGCGUGCGCGAGAGAGGCCGUUAACCCCGCCCCCGCCCGGCCACCGUGGCUUCCGGUGGAGGGCGGGGCUCGGCGGGAGGCUCGGCGGGCGGCCCGGCGGGAGGCGGCGGGGCCGGGCCGGGCCUCGCAGCGCGCAGUACAUGGUAACUGUCAACUUCUGGCCAUCCCAAUAAUGAAAACAGAAGCUAAGGACGGAGAAGAGGAAAGCCUGCAGACAGCAUUCAAAAAGCUAAGGGUUGACACAGCUGCAUCUCCUGCUUCUCUCGCUGUGGCUGAAGGGACAAGUCCAAGAGCGCUGGUUAGAACAGCAGCAGAUGAUACCAAACCUAAGACUGUGUGUACUUCCAAGGACACCUGGCAUGGGUCUGUGAAGAAGCCUUCAAGAGGAGUUGUGAGAACCCAGCGUCGCAGGCGUUCCAAAUCUCCAAUUCUUCAUCCUCCAAAGUUUAUCCAUUGCAGCCCAAAGUCACAUUCCACAUGCCACCAGCUAGCGCACAAGAGCCAGCACGAUGCCCCAGAUGACAGCAGUGGGUUUGGGAUGCCAGUGCCAAAGGAAGCUUGUGCACACGAACGAUGCAGUACUGCUCCUGACGCUGGCCAGAAGGGAGCUGAUGUUGAGUGUUCGGGAGCUUCUGUUACACCGCUGGCGUCAGAGAACAAGCAGGAGAACUCUGCAGCUGCCGUUGCUGUGGUAUCCAACGCGAGCCUAAAGACCUCGGAGCUUUCUGACUUUCGGUCUGUGUCCAAACUGAACACAAAUAAGCCAUGUGCGUGUGCAGAUAAAGCCUGUCAUUGUAAACAAUGGCAGGAUAUGGAAGUGUACAAAUUCUCUGGCUUGCAGAACACACUCCCGCUGGCACCUGAUAGCAGAACAGUUUCUGAGGACCAGUCCCAGGCUUUGCCAUCAAGAACUCCCUCCAGUUCUCCACGCUCUUGCUCUGAGCAAGCCAGGGCCUUUGUGGAUGAUGUGACUAUUGAAGAUCUUUCAGGAUACAUGGAAUAUUACCUGUAUAUCCCAAAGAAAAUGUCUCACAUGGCAGAAAUGAUGUACACCUGACAGCAACGAGCACUAAAAACAGAAGGGUGGGUGGUUUAAAUCUUCCCUCCGUCACACUCAUGUGAGAUGCAACCCACUCCCUGCUCACUGUGCUUGCAAUAAAAACACUUCUUUGCAUCUUA
Columba livia (rock pigeon) is the source of this 1193-nucleotide messenger RNA. RefSeq names its product oxidative stress-responsive serine-rich protein 1. The transcript is spliced from 4 exons. Bases 187 to 1071 code for a protein of 294 amino acids. Gene Ontology annotation, biological process: cellular response to hydrogen peroxide. The record is from RefSeq and is a predicted model, not a curated record. Lineage: Eukaryota; Metazoa; Chordata; Aves; Columbiformes; Columbidae.